UAUCUUUUAUAUAGUACUUUCAGAAUCAUCAUGGAAUUAGUAGAAUAGAAAAGUUAUCUUUGAUGUUUUUUUUCCAAUCUUAUUUUUCUAUUUGGAAAUGGGAGGUCUCAGCUGUUUUCUACUGGAUCAGUCUCCUCUGCCAGGCUUUACUUGAGCAGGGCAGACACAUAUAAUACCUUGUUGAAUUUGAUAUGCCAUAUUUAAUAAACCUUGUUUAAAUGGAGGUUUCAUUUCUAUAAUGGCAUCACUGUGAAGUGGAAAAAAGAGAAAGUUUAAUUAGUUAUAGGAGUGUUUUUUUCAUGUCAGUCUUUUGAUAAGACAGGCUCUGCAACUUGGUAUUUCCUCAUGAAGUGAACUCUGAAUACAGAUCGCCUGUGUUAAACAAAAGGUAGUGGCAAGUAAUUCCACCCUYUUUCAGCUAUUAAAUAAUCAGUAAUUAUUUUUUGUGUUGGAGUUUGGGACAGUAUUAAAAAUGGUACUAUUGGCAGUCUGUAAGUGUUCAGCAAAUUGUUGUAAUUUAUUGUAUUUCAAAAUCUCUUUUCCUGCAUACUUUAGGUGUGACUAUUUUUUUUCCUUAUUGUGAUGAAAGUAAUGGUUAAGCAUUUUCCCAGUGUUAGAAAAAUAAUUGGAGAAGCCUUAAUGGGCUUCUGUGGGUUAUCAGUCCUGUUAAUGACUUAGUGGCCUUGGGUGAGUGGGGCUUCCCAGAAAUCUGACUUCUUCAGAAAUUUGCUGGAACUUGCUCUUUGCCCUGCUCUUCCUGGAUCGUGGCCCAUUGGGCACAGCUGGGACCAGUAUAAAAGAGGUGCAGAGGUGCAGGUAGGGAUCCUGGACUCUUCGAGGCUGUAAAGGAACAUGAGGUGCACACAGGUAUCCAUGGCGGGCUGGGUGCUGUGCGUGACGCUGGUGCUGGCAGCACUGGCAGGGGCUCAAGGCCUGUCCAGCCAGACUUUCGAGCGGGAGCACGUGGAUGACCCCCAGACCCAGCUGCCAGCGCGUGAUUACUGCAACAUCAUGAUGGCACGGCGGGGAAUGACAGCGCACAACUGCAUGGCAUUCAACACCUUUGUGCACGCCCCAGGCGAGACCGUGGCACGUACCUGUUCCCAGCAGCCCAAUGCCCAGGGGUACUACACCACCCCGAACAAGAUGAGUGUGACCAUCUGCCUCCUGAGUAGCGGGAGCCGUUGGCCACACUGCAAGUACCAGAAAGCGCAGCAGCAGCAACACUACGUGGAGGUGGCCUGCCAGGACAACCUGCCCGUGCACCUCCACAAUACCUUCCCAUAGUGAGGCAUUCUCGAGGCCCUGGAAUGAGGCCUGGCUUGAGGGGUGCCGAUUCUCUCUCCCGUCAGUGGCUCUGUCAGUGCUGGCAAUAAAGGAAUUUUCACAGG
This is a messenger RNA of Malurus melanocephalus (red-backed fairy wren), 1391 nucleotides long. Its product is annotated as ribonuclease pancreatic A-like. The record is from RefSeq and is a predicted model, not a curated record. Bases 853 to 1287 code for a protein of 144 amino acids. NCBI's taxonomy places the organism in Eukaryota, Metazoa, Chordata, Aves, Passeriformes, Maluridae. Gene Ontology annotation, molecular function: nucleic acid binding. The transcript has 2 exons.